Zea mays is the source of this 1410-nucleotide messenger RNA. Its product is annotated as Mitochondrial import receptor subunit TOM40-1. The coding region runs from base 124 to 1128 and encodes 334 amino acids. Gene Ontology annotation, cellular component: mitochondrial outer membrane. Gene Ontology annotation, biological process: protein import into mitochondrial matrix. Gene Ontology annotation, molecular function: transmembrane protein transporter activity. NCBI's taxonomy places the organism in Eukaryota, Viridiplantae, Streptophyta, Magnoliopsida, Poales, Poaceae. The transcript has 11 exons. The record is from RefSeq and is marked validated.
GCCGCAAAAGAGAGCACUAGGAAAAGAAGUGCUGCGGCGUUGCGAGGUGGGGGACGAGGACGAGGCCAGAACGCCCCAAAACCAAAAACCCCCAGAACCCCGACCUAGGGUUACGCCAUCGCCAUGGGAUCUGUUGCCUCCGCCGCUGUGCCACCACCUCCUCCUCAAUCAGCGCUGCCUCAGGCGGGCGCGCCGCCCUACGGGCCCGGGCUCGCCGGGAUCCUCCCGCAGAUGUCGAAGGGGGAGGAGAAGAAGGAUGAGAAGGUGGACUACCUCAACCUCCCCUGCCCCGUGCCCUUCGAGGAGAUCCAGCGCGAGGCUCUCAUGUCUUUGAAGCCUGAACUUUUUGAAGGAUUGAGGUUUGACUUCACAAAAGGAUUGAAUCAGAAGUUUUCUCUUAGCCACAGCAUUUUUAUGGGCUCCUUAGAAGUUCCAGCCCAGGCAUCUGAAACUAUUAAAGUUCCAACUGCACAUUAUGAAUUUGGCGCCAAUUUUUUAGAUCCAAAGUUAAUGCUCAUUGGAAGGGUGAUGACAGAUGGAAGGCUUAAUGCUCGUGUGAAAUGUGAUUUGACAGACAAUCUGACGUUGAAAGUAAAUGCACAGCUUACCCAAGAGGCACAUUACUCACAAGGGAUGUUUAACUUCGACUACAAGGGAAGUGACUAUCGAGCACAAUUCCAAAUUGGGAACAAUGCAUUCUAUGGUGCAAAUUAUAUUCAGAGUGUUACUCCGAACCUAUCAAUGGGAACUGAAAUGUUCUGGCUUGGUCACCAAAGGAAGUCUGGAAUUGGUUUUGCCUCUCGCUAUAACACAGACAAAAUGGUGGGCACUCUACAGGUCGCAAGCACUGGAAUAGUUGCCUUAAGUUAUGUCCAGAAGAUUUCCGAGAAGGUUUCCCUUGCGUCUGACUUCAUGUAUAACCAUAUGUCAAGAGAUGUAACUGCCAGCUUUGGUUAUGAUUACUUGCUUAGGCAGUGCCGCCUAAGAGGCAAAAUAGACUCGAAUGGUGUUGUUGCCGCAUACUUGGAAGAGAGGUUGAACAUGGGUGUCAACUUCCUUCUAUCUGCUGAGAUUGACCAUUGUAAGAAGAACUACAAGUUUGGUUUUGGAAUGACCGUAGGAGAGUAAUUCUGCCAAAACAAUUGCUGUGAGCGCACAUGAGAUACUUAUGCAGUCGGCUUCGCGCGUAUGUUGACUUGUUAAAGAUAUUUCAGGUCUCAGUUUUGACUGAUCAGGUUUUGCCAUUGCGCCGUGGAAAAACACAGGCCGUUGCUGCUUUACAGGGUUUUGUAUUUCAGUGUUUUUUCAGCUACUUGAGCAUGGGGGCCAUGAUUCUUUGUUCAUCUUGGAUGUAACUAGCUGAUUGGUGUUCCAACAAUGUUGUAUUGGCGGAACAAUUUUUACCUUUUU